UGCGGCAAAAUGUUCAAGUUCAGGUCUACUAAAAAGUUAUAAUUUUAGUGUGAAGAAAUACGAAUUGUGUUACUCGGCGUGGAGAUAAGGAAUUCACUUAGUUUGUACAUAACGAGUGCAAGGCCACUGCAGUCGUAUCAACGUAAUUUAUUAUACGUCGCCGCCCAGGCGGUGGCGUUGAUAGCCGUCUAAAAAAAAUAUACCAAACUGCUUUAGGUAUACAAACACUCUUGUGCCUAAAACGAAAGCGCAUAACGUCAGCAGCGCAGCAACAGCAGAAGCAAAAAGCAAAAGCAGAGUGUGAGUGCAAUAAAUUAAACAACAAAAGCCGCGCAAGAGUGAAAAGAGUGCAACAAAUCAGAAUCAGCGUACAGAUAACAACGCUCAAAGUGAAAUAAGAAAAGUUUGCCAAUAAAAAGAAAUACAUAUACAGAAUGAAUAAACGACGACGCACCAUCAGCAGCAACAACAACAACAACAACAACAACAAACAAUUGGCUGACAAAUCAAAGGAUAUGCAAAAGAUUGAAGCAAGCAGCCACAUCAACAAUGCUGAUAUGCUGGCAACAAGUGCCAGUGCUGCUGCUGCUGAUGAAGCUGAGCUGCCCCUUGAAAUGCCGCAUGUGUGUCGCUGCUGCUGCAAAAGUGACUUGGAAUUAUUGAGUCUCUUUCAUGAUACAGCUGCGGAAGACAAGAAUACAGUAACAUCAACGGAACAGCAUCAAUUGCUGGAGCGUCGACGCAAAACAGUCGCGGGCACAACAACAAAAGCAACACAAAAACAUCAGCAACAUCAAGAUCAACAACGGCAGCCCCAGCGCAACAGCAUGAAUGCCGUGGAAUAUAUGCUUAGUGGUGCGCAUAGCAGCAUGGACACUGUUCAGGAGGAAAUGCAGAUUUGGAUGCUAAAUAUAUGUUGCAACGAUGGCUUGCCACAAGAGAUUUGUCGACAGUGCAUGGCACAGUUUAUAAUGGUUGCCAAAUUCCGUCGGCGUUGUCAGCGCGUGCAGCAGCGCUUGCAAGAGUGGGCGCAGGACAUAAUUGAGCGCAAGGCACGAUUGCAAGAUGUAAAGCCAGAGCAACAGCAACAAUUGACAACGGCGCAUGUGGAGCUCAAGCGCAGCAUAGAAACUUCAGCCGCAACUACAGCUGAGCCACAGCCAAAGAAAUCCAAGACAGCAACAGUAAAUUCAGUGAAAUCGCCGAAGCGUUGCAUGCAGCUGCGUGUGCGGAAACAGCGAACAGCUACAGCAGCAACAUCCACAGCACAAACAGAACUUUUGGACUUUAAAAAUGUGCCCUGGCGUACCAAAGCAGCGCGCAAAGAGCUCGCUGAAGCUUCGUCUAAUAGCUCCACAAUUAUCCUGUCACCCAGCUCAGCUGAAGGUGACGAAGACUCAGUCGCGACAACAACAACCAGCGUAGAUACAGACAAAUCAACAGCCGAGCAUCUUAGCGACCUAUCAGUUGAUCCAUGUCGUGGCUUUGACAGCGAUGGCAACUCCUCCAAUGGCAGCGCUUUACAGCCACUGAAUUUUCCCCCCAAACGUUCCCCAAGUAAAACAAUCAUGGUGCUGCGACGUGGUAAACGCACACGUAUGGCAAAAUGCUUUACGCCCGUAAAGCGCCAAAGUCGUCUGGUAAAAAAGAAUGUGGAAAAUGAGAAGAAUGCUGAAAAUAUUGAGGCAAAUGAAAAGGUCACAGCUGAGUCACGCAUAAGCGAGAAUACAGAGAAUUUGGAGGAGAUAACCCGCAGUAAAUCGAAUAAGAUCGUUGUGCAGAAUUUAAUAAAUCUAGGUUCAAUUAAAGAGUGCAGGGUUGAUAUUCCACACGAGGAGAUUACAUUUUCAGAAAAAAAACAACAAGGUGCUUCUCCAGAAGUGCAGACUUCAAUAGAUAAGAGCAAUCGAAAUACUUCCACAAAAGAGAGCGUGAAAGAAACAUUAUCAGAGGAAAGGAAACUAAAUACUUCCACAGAAGAGAGCAAAAUAAACACAUCGCCAGAAGAAACCAAACUAAAUACUUCCACAGAAGAGAGCAUAAGAGAAACAUUAUCAGAAGAAAGGAAAUUAAAUACUUCCACAGAAGAGAGCACAUUAAACUCAUCGUCAGAAGAAACCAAACUAAAUACUUCCACAAAAGAGAGCAUAAUAGACACAUUAACAGAAGAAAUGAAACUAAAUACUUCCACAGAGGACUUCAUAAUAAACUCAUUAAGAGAAGAAGAAAUUAAACUUAAUACUUCCACAGUAGAGAGCAUAAUAGACACAUUAACGGAAGAAAGCAAAAAUAAAACUGCAAAAAAUAAGACAGCAACAGAAGAAGAAAAACAGAAUACAGCGGAGACUUUAACAGAAGAAAGCCAACUGAGUACAUCAGUAGAAGAUAAUAAAGAGAAGACUUCAACAGAAGAAAACAAACAAAGUACAUCAAUAGAAGGGAAUACUUCAGAAGGGAGAAGAGAGACUUCAACAGAAGAAUGCAAAGAAAAUGCAUCGUUAAAAGAGACUUCAAUAGAAGAUACUGUAGUAAACACUACAAUAGAAGAGAUAAAUGUUACAAUCGAACAACUUUUAAAUAAAUCAGAACAGGAUCAGUUAGAAAUCGCAGCAGCGGAAAGUACCAGUUGCAAUAACCCAAGUGAAUUUCAAGAGUUAAUGCAGCGCACAUCAAAUGAGGCAGUCGAAGCUUUGAAUAAUAGUGAUGAGAAAAAUGCAAAUCAAAUUGAGAUAAGCACAACCAAUGGCAAUCUUCAAUACGAAGAGCUCACAUCAUCCACAGAGACUGAAGUGCCGGCUGCUGUUUGCGAGGUAGAGGUACAGGAGCAGGACCAGGAGCAACAGCAAGCAGAGAAGCUGAUAGUAAGCAUACCGCUGAAUGUGCUGGAUGGGGCACUGCAGCGUAAACUAUGCACAGCAGAGGAACUUAGGUCAGACGACGAUGUCAAUAAUAAUGAAAAUGACGAGAAUUUUUGCCAAAGUGCUACAGCAGCUAGCUUCAAUGCUGCUGUGGCACGCGCUAUACAAGACAUUGAAGCAGAACCGAAUGAUGAAGGCGACAGUGGUGGUGGUGGCGGUAAUGAUGAAUUGGAUGAGCUGAAAGCUUUGGAGAAGCUGCCCUCGGAACAAACAGAGGAGCGCCAGGAGCAACAGCUGUUGCCCCGUUCGGCGGCAACAACAAAUUCUAUGGACUUCUUAGCCGAGUUUCAAAAGUCGCUCAAGACACAAACGACGACGCCAUUGCAGCUAAGUGAAGCCAAUCAACAGAUGGAAGUGGAAAUGGAUGAUGUGGAGAGCACGCUGCAUGGCAUAUUGAGUGAGAUGCAGGAUCAACAUAUGUACACACCAGUGCAUGCGCACAUUGAUGAGUUUCUAACGCCCGCAGACUAUGAGCCGCCAGCAACACAGCAACAGGAGGUUCCACAACAGCAGCAGCAGCAGCAGCCACAACAACUACAACACCAGGAAGGGGAGGACUUGGCAAAGCAAGGCAAUAACCUUUUCGAUAGCAGCAAUUUCACCAAUGAGCUAAUUGGUUUUCAAAAUGAUAUGCCCUGCUUUGAGAGCAUAGAACCGACGCCAGAGCAAAGUUUGCAGCUAGAGCUAAAUCGAUUGUUCAAUGAGCUGCAACCAGCGCAACAACAACAUCAACAACAACAACACCAGCAGCAGCAACAACAACAGGCGGCAGUAAGCUUUGAAGAGCUCUAUCAGCCAGCUGCUGCAGCAUCAUCAGCAGUAGUAGCAUCGCCAACACAGCAACUGCAAUUACAGGCAUCGCCGUCUUGGACUGCAACGCAGCAGGCAACACAGCUACAAUGGUCGACAGUGGGUGGACUGGAGGCCAUACAAACAACGUCAACAGCUGCAUCUGCUGCGGCAACAACCACCUACUACAUCAAUGCCAGCGAGCUCUACCAGUCGCCGCAGACGCCACAGCAAGCUUUAGCUAGCGAUAGCUAUACCUUGCUAGACAGCAAUGAGAACUAUGUGCUGGAGCAGCAAUCACUAUCACCACAACAACAACAGCAGCAGCAGCAACAGCAACAGCAGCCCAUUAUGAUAGUAAUACAACAGCCAACAGAGCUGCAACAGCCCGUUGCAUCUGCCAGCAAUCCGCAGCAGGCACCGUUGCAUAUAAGCUACGGCUCGGAGCUAUCACAGCUGCAACAGCUGCCGCCGCCGCUGCCACAGCAACAGCUUACGCCAAACAACUCGCCAAAAGUAUUAAGCGUAUCCCCAACGCCAGCCCCCCGAGGCAGACCGCCUUCAUUGAAGUGCCGCUACUGCCAGAACGGACCUCGUUUCUCUAACAGCGUUGAGUACAGUCACCACAUUAUGGAGCUGCAUCCAAAAGAUGCGCCCUUUAACUGUCCGCACUGUCCUUUGGCCUUUGCAAAAGGCAGCAAACGCAAUCAUCAUAUUCUCAAUCACCAUGUGGUGCAGCAGUAUCAUUGUGGUCAGUGCGCCCAAGUAUUUCCCGCCCAGCGUGCGCUAGACUUGCACAUACAACGAAUGCAUAUGCCCACUACGGCGGAAGCGGUUGCUGGCGUCAGUUUGGAUGAGGUGCAGCUGCAAAUAGCGAACCAAAGCAGCAGCAGCUGCGAGGAACUGCAGCCAGGAUUGGAAGCUAACAAGCCACGCCGUACACGCAUAUUAUGCUGUCCGGACUGCGAAGACUGCACUUCGGGUCAUCAGCAUGGUCAGCAGUACGAGCAGUUGUCAGUCGCUUUGCCACACAGCACUUUGCCCUCGCCAGAGCAAUCGGAACCAGACUCUACUACAGCGACUUUGCGCCAGUUCCGCAAGCGUGGCACGCCCACCUUAACAGCAGCGCCCUCGCCUUCGUCGUCGCCUUCAUCGUCCACGAUGGAAACAAGCGUCACGCUGCAAAUGAGCAAACUGCGAGCCAAUCAUCAGUGCGUUGUAUGCGACAAGCGUUUCACGAACGUAAUUGCAUUGCAUAAACAUCAUCAGUUGGCGCACGAUUCACAGACCAGCAUGCCCUGGGUUUGCGCUAUUUGCAAGCGUGGCUACCGCAAGCGCACCGACAUGGAUAAUCAUAUGAAAUCGCACGAGCCCAAGGGUCGUCCCUUUGAGUGCAAUAAGUGCUUUGUACGCUUUCCCGAAUUCAAGCAGCUGGCCCUGCACAAGCUUACCGUCCACGAGCUUAUCAAACCGCACACGUGCGAUGAGUGUGGCAAACAAUUUGGUACGGAGAGCGCCUUGAAGACGCACAUUAAGUUUCACGGUGAGCUUGGAUUCGAGUGCGAUGAAUGCGGUGAAGCAUUCGCUUACAUGAAAGAAUUGCGCAAACAUCGGCGCACACACAACACUGAAUUAUUUUACAAAUGCGAGCAUUGUCCUCGCACAUUUCUGCAUUUUACAAGCUUUCGCGCACAUAUGAACACGCAUUUGCCGCUGGGCGUAUUUCUCAACGACAAGUCGUUAACGCAAAACAAAUCUGAUAAUCCAGCUACGUCUGCUUCAAAUGAGGAAUUGCUGCCAAUGACGCCGCUAAGCAAUGACAGCAGCAAUGGCAAUAACGGCAGCAAUAUGGAGGAUUGUCCUGGCUCUGUGGAGAGUAGCAUGACUGCGCCAUCUCUGGACAUGAUUAUGGGCUCGCCAUAACAAUACGCGCCACUUUAUUAUA
This is a messenger RNA of Drosophila busckii, 5652 nucleotides long. RefSeq lists its product as uncharacterized. The coding region runs from base 435 to 5630 and encodes 1731 amino acids. NCBI's taxonomy places the organism in Eukaryota, Metazoa, Arthropoda, Insecta, Diptera, Drosophilidae. Gene Ontology annotation, cellular component: nucleus. The transcript is spliced from 7 exons. Gene Ontology annotation, molecular function: zinc ion binding. The record is from RefSeq and is a predicted model, not a curated record.